AUGGGAACCCAAUUGUCAACCAACCAUUUUGGUGCCACAAAACCUAUUUAUGCUCCUGAACCUUCUGAUGUUGGGCGAUUAGUUGAAGCUGAGGUCAUUUCAGAUAGGUUGAGUAUCACUUUAACAACCUCUGGUCCCAUUGUACUAGCAUUAGGAAACUAUGUGGAAGCAUUGGCUAAAUGCAGAGAGACAGGGGAAAUUGUGGCGAUCAAGAAAGUUCUUCAAGACAAACAUUACAACAACAGAGAGCUACAAGUUAUGCAAAUGUUGGAUCAUCCAAAUGUUGUGGCAUUGAAGCACUCUUUCUUUUCAACCACUGAAAAAGAGGAGCUUUGCCACAAUCUUGUUCUUGAUUUUGUUACAUAA
Molecule: messenger RNA, 366 nt
Organism: Lactuca saligna
Lineage: Eukaryota; Viridiplantae; Streptophyta; Magnoliopsida; Asterales; Asteraceae
Source: the annotation of a GenBank genome assembly